GAGUGAUUACGUCCUGCGUAGAGUAACCAGUGACAUGUCAACACAAGUUUUUAAAAGCGCCCCAAAACCGCAGAAAUGAGCGACGAAAGGACCAAUUUACUGAAACUGGUGUUUCCUAACGGCUUUCCAAGUUCGUGGGAGUACAACACCUCUUUCGACGACUACAUUUCAAAAUUAGGAACUUAUAAAGUCGAGGAUUUAGCCAAAGAACCGUCCCGUUUAAACGACGAGAAGGUCGGAAUCCACGAACAAACUCAGGAACUUGCAGUCACGAAUUACAAAACUUUUAUCGAGACGGCACAGUGCUCUCGAGAUUUGUUCAGCCAGUUUAACAGUAUAGAGUCAAAGCUUGACGACCUCUUGGAGGAUAUACCCAACUUUGAGAAACGGUGUCAGUUGUUUGGUGAAGAGACAAGCGGGAUUAAUAAUUUGAGGCGUCUGAACUCGCUCACUCUGACAAGGAAUGCACAACUGCUUGAGAUUUUGGAGCUUCCUCAGUUGAUGAAUUCGUUUAUUAAUGACGGGUUGUAUGAGAGUGCGUUGGAGCUAGCGGGGUAUGUGCGAAAGUUGCACACAAAGCAUCCAGAUGUGCCUAUUUUUAAAAGUAUUGUCAGUGAUGUGGAUAAAGCGUGGUUGUUAAUGCUGCAUCAGCUGCUGACUCAGCUAAAACAGGAAUUGACAUUACCAAAAUGUUUGCAAAUUGUGAGUCAUUUGCGGCGGAUGCAGGUUUUUACAGAGACGGAAUUAAGGCUCAAGUUUUUGCAAACUAGGAACGCUUGGCUGCAGUCGUGUUUGAACGCAAUCCCCAAAGAUAAUGCCACCUACCACCUGAACAAAACCGUGGAGGUAACCCGCGUCAAUCUCUUCAACAUCAUCACCCAAUACCGCGCGAUUUUCAACGACGACGAGCACAGCCCCCUUGCGUCCAUCAAAAGCCAGCAGGUCAACCAAAACGUGAUUUUCUUCACUUGGAUCAGAGACAAAAUCUCCGAGUUCCUGCAAACCUUGGAAGACGAUUUAGCCCAAGGGGUGUCCUCCAUAGACUCAAUUCUCGCCCAAUGCAUGUACUUUGGCAUUUCAUUCAGCAAAGUCGGCUGCGACUUCCGCUCCCUCCUCGUCCCUAUCUUCACCCACAAAAUCGCGCGUGAUUUCGAAACGUCGGUCGACGAAGCCGUCAGAAAAUUCGAAGCAAACAUGGAAAGAUUCACCCUAAUCAACAAAAACCACCCCAACAUUCCUUGGAAGACCAAAAACGACGACCCUCUGCAACCCCCCGACAGUCUCCUCGAGUUCUACCCCCUCGCCGAGUUCUUGAAUAACAUUCUAACAGCUUUGAACGAGCUAAAGCUGUGCGCCCCAGUCGCCACCGUCAAAGCCGUGGUCGAUUCUCUGCAGAGCAGUCUGCUGGUGAUCGCGCGCUCGGUCUUGGUGCUGCACGGCCAAGAGCAGCAAGCUUUCACGGCGAACUCGAAGGACGCUUUCACUAGGUUGUGUAUGAGCUUCGCCGACGACCUGGUGCCGUAUUUGCAGAAGUGCGUCCACAUUAUUUUCCCUCCAAGCAACAUCGCCAGCAGUCUGGGAGUCAACGUCCAAGUGCUCCAAAACGAAGGACUCACGUUUUUAAAUAAAGAGCUCAUCGUCGAACCAAUCAGACAUUUAUUGCCUGUUAAAAUCAACCCGUUGUUGAAUAUGGUGGAGCCGACGCAAAACGAGGAGUCGGCGAAACCAGAAAACGACGCCAACAGUGACAAAAACGAAGAUAUUGUUGUAGAUGACGCAAUAAAAACGUAACUUUAAUUA
This is a messenger RNA of Zophobas morio, 1800 nucleotides long. RefSeq names its product Component of oligomeric golgi complex 8 (gene Cog8). The transcript is spliced from 4 exons. Gene Ontology annotation, biological process: intra-Golgi vesicle-mediated transport. Gene Ontology annotation, cellular component: COG complex. Bases 76 to 1791 code for a protein of 571 amino acids. NCBI's taxonomy places the organism in Eukaryota, Metazoa, Arthropoda, Insecta, Coleoptera, Tenebrionidae. The record is from RefSeq and is a predicted model, not a curated record.